Messenger RNA from Eutrema salsugineum, 918 nucleotides. RefSeq names its product adenylylsulfatase HINT1. Gene Ontology annotation, molecular function: adenylylsulfatase activity. The transcript has 5 exons. Lineage: Eukaryota; Viridiplantae; Streptophyta; Magnoliopsida; Brassicales; Brassicaceae. The record is from RefSeq and is a predicted model, not a curated record. The coding region runs from base 312 to 755 and encodes 147 amino acids. Gene Ontology annotation, biological process: purine ribonucleotide metabolic process; sulfur compound metabolic process. Gene Ontology annotation, cellular component: cytoplasm.
AAUUUUGUAAAAAAAACUAAAUUAAUGUAUUAUGCUUAAGGAACAACUGAAAUAGUGCUUUAAGCAUAAUGUAUUAUUAUACUUUAUGUAGUUAAGUAUAAAGUUAUAAAUGUUUGGUGGGCUUUAGGGCAGUAGAAGCACACGCAGAAGCUAUAGCACAAGCAGUAGCACUUCAACUUAAUCAAAAACGAGUUACAGACAACGGUGUAUGACGUGUCAGGUUAUCAUUGGUUGAGAGAAACAGAUUGGCGGGAUGAAGUGGUUGCAGCGUCAAUGGAUGCUAUAAAGAAAUUUAGGGUUUUUAAGGGCUCAUGAGCCACCGUGUUGCGAUUCUCUCUUCUCAUUUCUCAUCCGUCUCCGCCGUCAUGGCUUCCGAGAAAGAGGCUGCUCUCGCCGCCACUCCUUCCGAUUCUCCGACCAUAUUUGACAAGAUCAUCAGCAAAGAAAUUCCAUCCACUGUGGUUUAUGAGGAUGACAAGGUCUUAGCUUUUAGGGACAUAACGCCUCAGGGUCCCAUUCACAUCCUCCUCAUUCCAAAAGUAAAGGAUGGCUUAACUGGCCUCUCUAAGGCUGAGGAGAGGCACAUCGAUAUCUUAGGCCGCCUUCUCUACACUGCCAAGCUUGUAGCGAAACAAGAAGGCCUAGAUGACGGUUUCAGAAUUGUUAUCAAUGAUGGUCCACAAGGCUGUCAAUCGGUGUAUCACAUUCAUGUUCAUCUCAUUGGGGGACGCCAAAUGAACUGGCCUCCUGGCUAAAAAUAUCAUCUACAAGUGAUUGUUGUCGUGGUCAUAACAGGGACGGUCAUAGUUUGCUAUCGUCUUCUUCUGUCUUUAUAAAUAAAAAGCUUGGGACAUAACUUUAUGAUUGUUAUGCAAAACCUUGUUUUAUAUUAUGAAGAUUGACUUUUUUUCUUGGAUC